Molecule: messenger RNA, 480 nt
Organism: Leptonychotes weddellii (Weddell seal)
Lineage: Eukaryota; Metazoa; Chordata; Mammalia; Carnivora; Phocidae
Source: RefSeq, a predicted model, not a curated record
AUGGUUUUCUAUCGUUUAAAUGCCAUAAACCCUAACAGCAAAAUAGCCCACUGGCUGCACAACCCCCCUCCCCCCACUCUCCACACCUGCCAGGCCCAGCACCUGCAGCUCUACCCAGAGGGGACAAGGAAGACCAUCAGCCCCAGUACAGGUCGUGACAUGGCGAGCACCACCCUGCCUGGUUACCCCCCUCACGUGCCCCCCACUGGCCAGGGAAGCUACCCCACCUCCACCCUGGCAGGAAUGGUGCCUGGGAGCGAGUUCUCCGGCAACCCGUACAGCCACCCCCAGUACACGGCCUACAACGAGGCUUGGAGAUUCAGCAACCCCGCCUUACUAAGUUCCCCUUAUUAUUAUAGUGCCGCCCCCCGGGGCUCCGCCCUGCCGCUGCUGCCGCUGCCUAUGACCGCCACUAGUUACCGCGGGGAUCACAUCAAGCUUCAGGCCGACAGCUUCGGCCUCCACAUCGUCCCCGUCUGA